AUGGGGAAUGUGAGAGCGAUUGCGAAUGCGAUUCUUGUGGAGGAGUCAAGUGUAUGGGAUUCUCACAUCAAGGAUAAUGUUGAAUGGGCUAAAUUCAAGAAUGAUGGGUUUCCUCAGUAUCCAGACCUUUGUAUUGUGUUUGGUGAUACAUAUGCUACUGGGGCGUAUACAGCAGGAAAUGCAGAAGAAAAUGCAGAAGAGUAUGUGGUGUCGGAUGAAGAAGACAAUGGUGUUAGUGGCGACAAUGGUGGUGGUGAUACCAUAGGUGAUGCGGAGGAAUCUAAUGAAAACGAUGUUGAUACGGGAGUCCCUGCAUCUGACGCGACUCCCACCUCAGUUCGUGAAAAACACAAGUUGAAUAAGACUCCAAAUUCCAAGAGGAAAAGAAAGAGUAACAACCAUGAACUCGGUGUCACCAUGAAAGCCAUUCAAGAAAUGAUCAAAUCAAGGACCGUCAAAUCAACAAGCGACUCCAUAACCUCAUAGGCCCCACCUCCUGUAGACCCCUACUCCAUAGUAGUUGUGGUCGCCGUUCUAAAUGGCAUGUCUGAUUUGGAGCAGAAUCUUUACAAUAAGGCUGUGAAUUAGGCAUGCCUUAAUGCCACUUGGAGAGAGGCUUUCAUGGUUGCUCUACCUGAAAGGAGGUGUGGACUUAUUGAAUCUCUUGAGUAGUUGUUAAGAAACAUGCUAUAGAUUUCUAUUUUGUUUAAUUUCAUCCCAUGACUUAUGUAUUUGACACUUUGUUUGUUUAUG
Molecule: messenger RNA, 753 nt
Organism: Eucalyptus grandis
Lineage: Eukaryota; Viridiplantae; Streptophyta; Magnoliopsida; Myrtales; Myrtaceae
Exons: 3
Coding region: 1-486 (161 amino acids)
Source: RefSeq, a predicted model, not a curated record